This is a messenger RNA of Eremothecium cymbalariae DBVPG#7215, 2325 nucleotides long. RefSeq names its product AAA family ATPase AFG2 (gene AFG2). The record is from RefSeq and is a predicted model, not a curated record. The transcript has a single exon. Lineage: Eukaryota; Fungi; Ascomycota; Saccharomycetes; Saccharomycetales; Saccharomycetaceae. Gene Ontology annotation, cellular component: cytoplasm. Gene Ontology annotation, molecular function: ATP binding; ATP hydrolysis activity. Bases 1 to 2325 code for a protein of 774 amino acids.
AUGGCAUCAAAAGCAACUGGAAGCAAUUCAUCCUCGAAGAAGAAGUUGUCAGAUGGCACUGAAGGUAAAAAAAGUAGCUCCAAGAGCAAUGCACCUGUUGUGUUUAUCACAAGGCCACAUUCUGAGGACAAUGAAAAACUACUUGGAACCGUAUUUAUGAAUCCAACGGUUAUGAAGGAUUGCGGAUAUUCAUCAGGUAAUAUAUGUAUUGUGUCCAAAGAAGGACAGCCGGGGGUUGCUGCUAUUUUACAGAAUGGUGAAGAGUCGCAACAAGAUAAUGUUAUUAAGGUAUCGACACCUCUCAGAUCUGUUGGCUCAUUGCUAUUAGGUGAGCGUGUUACCAUUAAAAAAGCUCAAUAUCAACCAGAUUAUGCUAGUAAAAUUACUGUAGGAAGCUUGCAAGGCCAUGAAAUUAGUGAAAACAACCAAAAAGCUGUUGAAAGGCUUUUGAAUAGCUGUGGAAUAGUAAUGCCUGGUAUGAUUUUUAGUAAUCUAACGUGUGAUGAGGUAUCUUCGAAAUCAGACAUACUUAUCGUUGAUAUUGAAAGUAUUGACAAUGUCAAGCAGACCAUGGCCGAGUUAAAGAUAUCUGAUGGUUCAGAGAACAGAUAUACACCUUACUUAUCUCCAGCAGGUAUUUUUAAAAAGGGCUAUACGAAAAUUAUUUAUACAACACGUAUUGAAGUUGAUAGACGAUUCAAACUUUCAAAGCCGUUGCGGUAUAGUUCAGUUGGUGGGUUAUCUAGAGAAAUACAAAAGUUAAAGGAGACUAUCGAGGCCCCAUUAUAUGAAUCUGAGUUUUAUGAAGAAUGUGGUAUCCACCCUCCUAGAGGUAUUCUAUUACACGGACCACCAGGUACGGGUAAAACAAUGUUACUACGUUGUGUUGCAAACGAGAAUGUAGCCCAUAUACAAACCAUCAACGGGCCAUCAAUUACAUCAAAGUAUUUGGGCGAAACAGAGGAGAAGUUAAGAGGAAUUUUUGAAGAAGCUCGUAAAUUUCAACCUUCUAUUAUUUUAAUCGAUGAAAUAGAUUCAAUUGCACCAAAUAGAAAUAAUGAUGACUCCGGGGAGGCUGAAAGCAGAGUUGUUGCCACAUUGUUAACCUUGAUGGACGGUGUGGAUAGUGAAGGGCGUGUAGUAAUUGUUGCAACAACCAAUAGACCAAACAAAAUUGACCCUGCGUUGAGAAGGCCUGGAAGAUUUAACACUGAAGUUGAGAUUGGCGUUCCAGAUGCUGUAUCCAGAAGAGAAAUAUUGAAGAAGCAACUCAGCAACAUGUCUGAAAAGCGCCGUGACUUCACUGAUGAUGAAAUUACUGAAAUAGCUGAUAAAACCCAUGGUUAUGUGGGUACGGAUUUGAGUGGACUAUGUACCUUGGCUGUAGCGCAUAGUAAGCAUAGAGCUAUUAUUGAAGGUAUAAAAAUUCCUGAUUUGAAGAUAAAUGUAAAGGAUUUUGAGGCUGCCAUGCUGGAAAUUAAACCAAGCGCCAUGAGGGAAAUAUUUUUAGAAAUGCCAAAGGUAUAUUGGUCAGAUAUAGCAGGUCAAGAGCAGUUGAAAAGUGAACUUGAAGAGGUUAUUCAGUUACCACACAAAGGAGCAGAUAAAUUGCGUAGAUUUCAAGUGUCUCCCCCCAAAGGUAUGUUAUUAUAUGGUCCUCCUGGUUGCUCAAAGACGUUAACGGCUAAAGCAUUGGCAACCGAAUCUGGUUUCAAUUUCUUUGCCAUUAAAGGCCCAGAAGUUUUGAACAAGUAUGUUGGUGAGACAGAAAGGACGGUACGGGAAUUAUUCCGUAAAGCCAAAGCUGCUGCUCCAAGUAUUAUUUUUAUUGAUGAAAUUGAUGAAUUAGCCAAGACUCGAGACCAGGAGGCAUCUUCUGCAGCCUCCGGUAACGUCCUAAUAACGUUGUUAAAUGAAAUAGAUGGCGUUGAAGAACUAAACGGUGUUGUCGUAGUGGCUGCAACGAAUAAGCCUGAAAUAAUAGACUCUGCGUUAAUCAGAUCCGGGAGAUUGGACAAACAUAUAUAUGUCAGUCCUCCAAACUUCGAGGCUAGAUUACAAAUAUUAAAGAAUUGUACGAAAACCUUCGGCCUAAAAACUGAGGAUGUUGAUCUACACAAUUUAGCAAAUCUAACAGAGCAUUGCUCUGGUGCUGCAGUAACUCAAUUGUGCAGAGAUGCUGCAAUUGCGGCAACAAGGGAAGAUUUUGUUGAUGGUGAUGUUGAAGCCCGUCAUUUUGAAGUUGCAUUGACUAAGCUAACUAAGGACGUAAUGCCUGAAAGUUUGGUCUCCUACGAACGCUUUUCCAAAAAACGAGGAAUAUAG